Molecule: messenger RNA, 3557 nt
Organism: Salvelinus namaycush (lake trout)
Lineage: Eukaryota; Metazoa; Chordata; Actinopteri; Salmoniformes; Salmonidae
Product: glutamate receptor ionotropic, kainate 4-like
Exons: 19
Coding region: 1-2883 (960 amino acids)
Biological process (GO): monoatomic ion transport; synaptic transmission, glutamatergic; modulation of chemical synaptic transmission
Cellular component (GO): kainate selective glutamate receptor complex; presynaptic membrane; plasma membrane
Molecular function (GO): kainate selective glutamate receptor activity; transmitter-gated monoatomic ion channel activity involved in regulation of postsynaptic membrane potential
Source: RefSeq, a predicted model, not a curated record
AUGCACCCGGUGUGGGCCGCUCUGCUGCUCUUAGCCAUGUGUGCAGGGCGCAUAUCCAGCAAUCCAUUCACCUUGAGACUGGCUGCUGUUCUGGAUGACCCGAUGGAGUGCAGUCGUGGUGAGCGCCUGGCUAUCACCCUGGCCAAAGAGGGCAUCAACCGUGUUAGUAACCUCUCUGUGAUGGGCAAAGUGGAGGUGGACAUUUUUGAACUCCUGAGGGACAGCGAGUACGAGACAGGGGACACCAUGUGCCAGAUUAUCUCUAAGGGAGUUUUGGCGGUCCUGGGACCCUCUGCUAGCCCAGCUUCCGACACCAUCAUCAGUAAUAUCUGUGGAGAGAAAGAGGUGCCUUAUGUGAGGGUGGCCCCCGAGGACCUCCUGAGGGCCCGCUUCCCGCGCUUCUCGCCCCUGGACCUGCGGCCCACCAAUGCACAUGUCAGCCUAGCCGUGGUGGACUUGCUCUCCUUCUUCAACAGCACCAGUGCCUGUCUGCUCUGCGCCAGGGCUGACUGUUUGAUGAACCUGGAGCAGUUACUGCGUCAGUUCCUAAUCUCUAAGGAGACGCUGACUGUUCGUGUGCUGGAUGACAGUCAGGACCCCAUGCCUGUUCUAAAAGAGAUCCGCAACGACCAGACUGACACCAUCAUAGUGGACGCCAACGCCACUGUGUCCCACCUCAUCCUGGAACGGGCGUCAGAGUUGGGGAUGCUGUCCGUCUACUACACCUACAUCUUCACCACAAUGGAGUUCUCUCUGCUGCAGUUGGAUGACAUCCCGGUGGAGCGCUGGGUCAACAUCCUUGGCUUCUCUGUCCUCAACCACAGCCAUCCUUACUUCCCUGACCUCCUCCUCAGCCUCAACCGCUCCUGGCAGGAAAACUGUGACCAUGCCCCUUUCACUGGGGUCCCGCUCUCCCCAGCCCUGCUGUAUGAUGCCAUGCAUGUGGUGGUGUCUGCUGUGAGGGAGCUCAACCACAGCCAGAGCGUGGGCGCCACACAGCUAACCUGCCAAUCACCCAAAAUCUGGGCGCACGGCACCAGCCUGAUGAACUACCUACGGAUGGUAGAAUUGGAAGGUCUAACCGGACACAUAGAGUUCAACAGCAAAGGCCACCGCUUCAACUACGCCCUGAGGGUCGUGCAGAGCAGCUCAGAGGGGCUAAGGCAGGUUGGUGUGUGGCAUUCGGAGCACGGUCUGUCCAUGGAGAGUGACAUCAACCUCCUCAUCAUGGCCGGCACCAUCUUCAACACCACCCUCACCAUCACCACCAUCUUGGAGAACCCCUACGUGAUGCUGAGGCCCGAACACCAGGCCCUGGAGGGCAACGAGCGCUACGAAGGAUUUUGUGUAGACAUGCUGCGAGAGCUGGCCGAGCUGCUGCACUUCAGCUACCAUCUACGACUGGUGGCGGACGGCGUGUACGGCGUGCCCAGUGCCAACGGCACCUGGACGGGCAUGGUGGGCGAGCUCAUCUCAAGGAAAGCUGACCUGGCUGUAGCGGGGCUCACCAUCACCUCAGAGAGAGAGAAGGUCAUUGACUUCUCCAAACCCUUCAUGACCCUGGGCAUCAGCAUCAUGUACACAGCACACAUGACACUUCGACCAGGCUACUGGUCCUUCCUAGACCCCUUCUCUCCAGGCGUAUGGCUCUUCAUGCUGCUGGCCUACCUGAUCGUCAGCUGUGUGCUCUUCCUGGUGGCCAGGCUAACGCCGUAUGAGUGGUGUAGUACUGAGCCAUGCUUGCGGGGGCGCUGUAAACUGGUGCUGAACCAGUACACUCUGGGAAACAGUCUGUGGUUCCCUGUAGGGGGGUUCAUGCAGCAAGGCUCAGCCAUCACCCCCCAUGCCCUGUCCACACGCUGCCUCAGCGCUGUCUGGUGGUUCUUCACCCUGAUCAUAGUGUCCUCCUACACAGCCAACCUGGCUGCCUUCCUCACCGUUCACAGGAUGGAGGUGCCCAUCGAGUCAGUGGAUGACCUGGCAGACCAGACCACCAUAGAGUACGGCACCAUGCAGGGAGGGUCCACCAUGACCUUCUUCCAGAACUCUCAGUACCAGACCUACCAGCGCAUGUGGAACUUCAUGCAUGCCAAGCAAACCAGUGUGUUUGUGAAGAGCACGGAGGAAGGCAUCGACCGGGUGCUCAACUCCAACUACGCCUACCUGUUGGAGAGCACCAUGAACGAGUACUACCGUCAGCGCAACUGUAACCUCACCCAGAUAGGAGGCCUGCUGGACACCAAGGGCUAUGGCAUCGGCAUGCCACUGGGCUCAGUGUACCGGGACGAGAUCGACCUGGCCGUACUCAAACUCCAAGAGGACAACAGGCUGGAGAUCCUUAAGAGGAAGUGGUGGCGGGGAGACAAGUGUUCCAAAGAGGUUGACCAUCAAACACAGGGGCUGGGCAUGGAGAAUAUAGGUGGGGUCUUUGUUGUCCUGUUGUCUGGUCUACUGCUGGCUGUGUUCAUGGCGGGGCUGGAGUUUGUCUGGGUGCAGCAACACUCUCCGAGGUCAGAGUUGUCCAUGUGUACAGAGAUGCUGAGGGCUCUCCAUGGGAUCCUGCUGUGCGAGGACAGUAUGGCACUGCAUGGUUUACCAGGCCCAGGGAUAUUACUACAAACACACACUUCACUCCCAGAGGAGCAUGGCGGGACCAAGACAGCCACUUGCACCCUCAGUAACGGCAUGGUGUGCGGGAUGGACAACAGUAGCAGCGGUCCUAUGGAGUCACGGUCUCAUAGACUGGCACAGGAAGCCAUUUUGGGUCCACGGGGCUGCACUCACGUCCGCAUCUGCCCAGAGUGCAGGGGAUAUAAAGGACUGCGGGUGCAAACACUGCCACCCAGAAAACACUCACCAGACCUCAGAGAGGAGAAUGUUUAGUGCAGGGUUCCCCAACUGCCGAUUUUAUUUGGCCCUCCCAAGUUUGAGCAAAACUAAAUAUUAUUUAUUGUUGGACAUAAGACUGAAAACACAGUAUUCCCACGCGCAGAGAUAUGUGAUCAUAUACACAUGUGAAAUAUUUGUUUGGGCUUAUGUUCCGGCCCCCUGACCAUUGCUCAACAUAAAAUGUAGUUGAUGAUCCCUGGUUUAGGGGGGCGGUGGUACUGACCAUUGAGGUGAAUGUUUGAACUAGAGACAGCGUCCAUUGUAAUGUUCACACAUGCCGUUUUAUAGAGAGCCAAUUACACUUGCGCACUUACGGCAUCAUCACAUCAUCCAGAAAUAUUAUAGACAGUGGAUGAAUAUAAAAUGUAUCUUUGGCUGUGAGUGACUAAAAAAAAUUACUUGAAUAAUUUAAUGGAUGUUUUUUGUACAAUGGUGAUGACAAGUUUAUUUGCAAUUUUCAUAUUUGACUUCUACGCGGCCAUCUUUUUGAACUUGACUUCAGCUAAAAUGCAAUACCGAGAGUGUCCUGGGUUCAGUGGAAAGCGUGCUUCCAGACUGGGGUCUUAGCACUGACCCUAGGCCACUUGUCAGUCUUUGCACUUUAUUUCAUUAAUGUUCAGACCGGUUAAUAACCCCUGAACCCAAAGAUUGAGGAUGGCGAACGCCAU